Penicillium bovifimosum is the source of this 1344-nucleotide messenger RNA. Its product is annotated as trans-hexaprenyltranstransferase. Gene Ontology annotation, cellular component: transferase complex. Gene Ontology annotation, molecular function: prenyltransferase activity. NCBI's taxonomy places the organism in Eukaryota, Fungi, Ascomycota, Eurotiomycetes, Eurotiales, Aspergillaceae. Gene Ontology annotation, biological process: ubiquinone biosynthetic process; isoprenoid biosynthetic process. The record is from RefSeq and is a predicted model, not a curated record. Bases 1 to 1344 code for a protein of 447 amino acids. The transcript is spliced from 2 exons.
AUGGGCGCUCGAACCGUAUCGGCCACCGGGCUGAUCCUCUCAUCACGAACGACUGUCUGCACGCAAUGCCUCCGCGAUGACCUCCGCUUUACGCAUAUUGCUCUCCAAUCUCGCAAAUAUCACCCAACACGUCGGCGAGAUGCUUCGCCAUUUGGAGCUGCCGUGUCAGCGGCCCAAGCCAUCUUCAAGGGUAUGCCGAAGGCGCCUCCAGGCAUCUCCGUCGACCCGUUGAGAAUGGUAGGAAAAGAACUCAAAUUCCUCACCAAAAACAUCCGACAAUUACUUGGAUCGGGCCAUCCCGCACUAGACAAGGUGGCCAAGUACUACACUCACAGCGAGGGCAAGCACAUGCGGCCAAUGCUUGUCCUUCUCAUGUCCCAGGCGACAGCCUUGGACCCGCGCAAGCACCACACCUACACGGAUAAACCGAGCCCCGUCGAUUCCUCCUUCAGCGCACCCUCCAUCCUCGAAGAUGCCAACCCAGAAAUGAACCCGCUCGUGGCCCCUACUGCCGAGAGCAAAUACGAUGUCGCGGGAGAUGACAACAUCCUCCCUUCACAGCGACGACUGGCCGAAAUCACAGAGUUGAUCCACACCGCAUCUCUCCUGCACGACGAUGUCAUCGACAAUGCCGUGACGCGCCGUGCCAACAGCUCUGCGAACCUGGCGUUCGGAAAUAAGAUGGCCGUGCUGGCAGGUGACUUUUUGCUUGGUCGUGCCUCGGUGGCGCUGGCUCGCCUGCGCGAUCCCGAGGUCACGGAACUCAUGGCCACUGUCAUCGCCAAUUUGGUGGAGGGUGAAUUCAUGCAACUGAAGAACACUGCGCAAGACGAAUCGAAGCCCGUUUACACCGACGAGACUCUUGCCUAUUACCUCCAGAAGACCUACCUGAAGACGGCCAGUCUGAUUAGCAAGUCCUGCCGCUCUGCUGCGGUUCUGGGCCGGAGUGCCCCGGAGGUGAUCGAGGCUUCUUAUGCUUAUGGCCGCAAUUUGGGUCUGGCAUUCCAGUUGGUUGAUGAUAUGUUGGACUACACAGUUACUGAGGCUGAGAUGGGCAAGCCGGUUGGUGCCGACCUGGAGCUUGGUCUGGCGACUGCGCCGCUCCUUUUCGCCUGGAAGAGCAACCCGGAGCUUGGUCCUUUGGUUGGACGCAAGUUCCGUGUGGAGGGUGAUGUGCAGCGGGCUCGUGAGCUCGUCUACCGCAGCGAUGGUGUUGAGCAGACCCGUGCUCUUGCUCAGGAAUACGCCGACAAGGCCAUUGCUGCCAUCAGCGACUUCCCCGACAGUGAUGCCAAGAGUGGUUUGAUUGAGAUGUGCCAGAAGACCAUGAACCGGAGAAAGUAG